Molecule: messenger RNA, 1700 nt
Organism: Olea europaea var. sylvestris
Lineage: Eukaryota; Viridiplantae; Streptophyta; Magnoliopsida; Lamiales; Oleaceae
Product: acetolactate synthase small subunit 1, chloroplastic-like
Exons: 12
Coding region: 27-1499 (490 amino acids)
Biological process (GO): L-valine biosynthetic process
Cellular component (GO): cytosol
Molecular function (GO): acetolactate synthase activity; acetolactate synthase regulator activity
Source: RefSeq, a predicted model, not a curated record
AUUCCCUGUGCUAGAGUAGAAAGGCUAUGGCGAUUGCAGCAGCGCCGGCGGCGACGGCGCAGGGCCAAAUGAUGGCGUCGGUGAACCAAAAAAUCACCUCAAACUUCACCAGCUUAAGCAGCAAAGUACAUUUGAGGCCACAAAAACAGAUACUGGUGACGCAUGCAUCAAAUGCAAGUGCAAGUGGUGGUAGCACAGAAAAUGCAGCUGCUGUUUCAGUCACCGAAACCUCCUCUACUUCUCCAACUCCCCGUAGCUCUAGAGUGAAACGUCAUACAAUCUCCGUCUAUGUUGGGGAUGAAAGUGGUAUAAUAAACAGAAUAGCUGGGGUCUUUGCUCGUCGAGGCUACAACAUUGAAUCUCUUGCAGUUGGUCUGAACAAGGAUAAGGCUCUCUUUACUAUAGUUGUCUCUGGAACAAAAAAAGUUUUACAACAAGUCGUGGAACAACUCAACAAACUUGUGAAUGUCUUAAAGGUGGAAGAUCUGUCUAAAGAACCGCAAGUGGAACGUGAAUUGAUGCUUAUAAAGCUCAAUGCAAAUUCCAGCACCAAAGGUGAAAUCAUGUGGUUGGUAGACAUCUUCAGAGCAAAAAUUGUGGAUAUAUCAGAACAUUCUUUGACCAUUGAGGUCACUGGAGACCCUGGAAAGAUGGCAGCUGUUCUGAGAAAUGUAAGGAAGUUUGGAAUUAAAGAACUAGCAAGAACUGGAAAGAUUGCUUUGAGAAGGGAAAAGAUGGGUGAGACAGCUCCUUUUUGGAAGUUUUCUGCAGCUUCGUAUCCAGAUCUUGAGGAAUCAAUUCCUGUUGAUGCUAUUUCUAACAAUAAAACCCCACCAAGUAUUGAAAAACCAUGUAAUGGCACCCUCAACAAUGUCUCGAAGGGUGACGUUUAUCCUGUGGAACUGGAUGACGACUUUUAUUUAAAUCAAGUUCUUGACGCCCACUGGGGAGUUCUGCAUGAUGCAGAUUCGAGUGGGUUUCAGUCACACACUUUGUCCAUGCUUGUGAAUGAUUCUCCUGGAGUACUUAACUUGGUCACUGGGGUUAUAUCUCGAAAAGGAUAUAACAUUCAGAGUCUUGCCGUAGGUCCUGCAGAAAUUGAAGGGGUCUCAUGCAUAACAACUGUUGUUCCUGGAACUGAUGAAACUAUUGGCAAACUGGUUCAGCAAUUUCAUAAGUUGGUCGAAGUUCAUGAGGUGCAGGAUAUGACGCACUUUCCGUUUGCUGAGCGUGAACUGAUGCUGAUCAAGGUUGCUGUUAAUGCUACUGCUAGAAGGAAUGUCCUUGAUAUUGCCAAUAUUUUCCGGGCCAAACCUGUCGAUGUGUCUGAUCAUACAAUAACGUUAGAGCUCACUGGAGACUUUGAUAAGAUGAUUGCACUUCAGAAAUUAUUAGAGACUUACGGAAUUUGUGAGGUGGCAAGGACAGGAAGAGUGGCACUGGUUCGGGAAUCAGGUGUAGAUUCCAGAUUUCUCCGGGGAUUUUCUCUUCCUACAUAGACUUGCCCCCAUAGAUUUCUGAUGUUGUAUAUCGUCUUCUCCUGUUGUCGUAGUAUUGCUUUUAGUUUAGGCUGCUAGAAGUGGUUGUCUCGUUUCUGCCUCGUCAAAAUAGAACUAUUGCAUGAUGUAUUGUAAUUUAGUGAUUUAAACUUCUCUAAUAAGACGGUCAUACUUCUGUUAUGCAUAAUUCUCCUUCCAAGA